This is a messenger RNA of Closterium sp. Naga37s-1, 1674 nucleotides long. Lineage: Eukaryota; Viridiplantae; Streptophyta; Zygnematophyceae; Desmidiales; Closteriaceae. The record is from the annotation of a GenBank genome assembly.
AUGCGGCGGUGGGGGCGGAGGGCGGAGGGCGCGGUGGGGGCGGAGGGCGCGCUGCCGCGGUACUCGCAGGAGGAGCUGCGGCGGGCGACGGGCGACUGGCGCACCAAGCUGGGGGAAGGCGAUUCCCCACACACCCCACUUCCUCGCACAAUCCCCCUUCCUCCUCUCUUCCUGCUUCCCGUGAUCCCCCAUCCCCGUCCCCUCCCCACCCCCAUCACCUCCUUCCCCCCUUACCCCCACGCUGCCGUCUCCCCCCAUCCCCUCUCAGCAGACAAAGAACUAGAUCCCGUGCUUAUGCGCGCGGUGGGGGCGGACGGCGCGCUGCCGCGGUACUCGCAGGAGGAGCUGCGGCGGGCGACGGGCGACUGGCGCACCAAGCUGGGGGAAGGCGGCUUCGGCGCCGUCUACAAGGGCUUGCUGCUGCUUCCGCGAAUUGGGGGGGAUGGGGAAGGGGACGGGGGAGGGGGAGGGGAUAGGGAAGGGGAUGGGGAGGAUGGGGAGGAGGAGGAAGGGGAGGAGGGGGUUGAGGAGGGAUUGGAGGGGUUGGAAGUGGUGGAGGUGGAUGGGAAGCGGUUUGUUCCGGUGGCGGUGAAGAUGUGCUUGACAGAGGGCGAUGUGCACGGGGGGAGAGAGCAGCUGCUGACGGAGAUCAUGGUGAUGACGGCCCUCCGCCAUCCCAACGUGCUGCGGCUGCUGGGAAUGGCCAUGUGGGGCCAAACCAUCUCCUUGGUCUCUGAGUUCGUCCCGGGUGGGGACGUUUCGCAGCGGUUAGAGAAAGCUACCAAGGGCGUGGAACCUUUCCCCUGGAAGGACCGGCUGAGCAUAGCGGUGGGGAGUGUGGCGGGGCUGGCAGCGAUCCACAAGGAGGGAUUCAUCCACCGUGACUUCAAGGCUGCUAAUGUGCUUCUAACGAAGGAUCUCGUGCCAAAGGUGGCAGAUUUCGGGCUAGCCAAGACCUGCCAGGACAGGACACAUGUCACGACACGAGUGGCGGGAUCACAGGGAUACAUCGACCCCUCGUAUUUUGAGACAGGUAUACUGACAGAGCACUGUGACACCUUCGCAUGGGGCAUCUUCCUGCUAGAGCUCCUCUCGGGCUGCUGCGUGAACGACCGGCCAUUCUCACACCUGCAAACUCUAGCCACGGACCCGGAUCUCUCGGACUACUCCCAAGUGGUGGAUAGGAAUCUGGAGGGGCAGUGGAGUGAGGAGGAGGUGCGUGUCGUGCUUUCUGCGGAUUCUUGGCGGGCGGAAGCGACACGUUUCUGCGGGUUUCUGGCGGGCGGAAGCGACACGUGUCUGCAGCUGAUUGAGGGGCUGUACUGCGCCAUCAUGUGCGACCCGGGCGCGAGCAAGUACCUCUCCGUCCAGCUCGCGCCGUCGGGGAAGCUCGCGGACAGCAACGGCACGAUCCGCAUCUGCAACGACUUCUCCAACCGCGUGUACGACGCGUGCCAGUCGCUAGCGUUCCCAGGCGUCGCGCUCACCAUCGCCAGCUUGAUUAAAAACCCCGCGAGAGUCGUGGACCCCUCUUACUGGCGCUACAUCCCCUUCACAUUCCCCAACACCCCCCCUCCUCCCCCCACUCCCCCCAACUACCUUCUUCCCCCCUUCCCCAUUUCCCCUCCCCUGCCCGCCUCCUCCUUUCCUCUCCUUCAGCCUCUGUUGUUCUGA